This is a messenger RNA of Mycena indigotica, 789 nucleotides long. RefSeq lists its product as uncharacterized. The record is from RefSeq and is a predicted model, not a curated record. Gene Ontology annotation, cellular component: plasma membrane. Bases 1 to 789 code for a protein of 262 amino acids. Lineage: Eukaryota; Fungi; Basidiomycota; Agaricomycetes; Agaricales; Mycenaceae. The transcript is spliced from 5 exons.
AUGCAAGCCAUGUCACGAGCCAGAGAAACGGAACAUCACUCCAAAAGUCACUGGUGGUAUGUCUGGAUUCCGGUGCUCAGCGCCAUAGUUUGGUUCGGUACCAUACUGGCGCUUCUGGCGACCUGGCUUGCGGAAGGUGGAACCCAUCGUCAACGAUAUUCGUCGCAGGACCAACCCAUAGCAUAUAUCUCAGAUGUCGGUGCCGACUUCCUGAAGCCUCUUUUCGUCGUUGGCUGCUCCAUCACGGCGGUGACAUUCUCCCUCUCCCUCGUCAUCGAGCGAUACCUGCGCCAUUCUGGUCGUCUUGUACCGACAAUGCGACGGCGGGAAACUGUCUUUAGUGUGCUCUCUGUCCUUGGUUCCAUCCUGGGAGGCGCCGGGCUCAUUCUGCUUUCGGUAUUCGACACCAAACGCCAUGUUAACCUCCAUCGCGGGUUUCUUCUCCUCUUUAUGCUCGGCGUUGCCCUCUCCGCACUAUUCACAGUCAUUGAGUAUCGCUGGAUCAGCAAAGACUACCACUUCAUCCGUCAGCUCAGGCAUGCCUACUUCGCCAAAGGGCUGAUCGCCCUUGUGCUUGUUGUCCUCGCAGUGGCUUUCGGGGUGAUGUUGUUCAAAGGGCUCAACGCUGGCGCCGUCCUUGAAUGGGCAAUCUCGUUCAUGUUCACGUUCUACUUGCUCACCUUUUACUAUGACCUUCGCCAAGCCAAAGGCGUGCAAAAGGGUCAGCUCAACGCACGAACUGUCCAGACUGAACGCCGAAGGGUUGGCGUUCGACAAUGGAGACGAUAA